Messenger RNA from Penaeus indicus, 1818 nucleotides. RefSeq names its product dual oxidase maturation factor 1-like. The transcript has 13 exons. Gene Ontology annotation, cellular component: endoplasmic reticulum membrane. The record is from RefSeq and is a predicted model, not a curated record. NCBI's taxonomy places the organism in Eukaryota, Metazoa, Arthropoda, Malacostraca, Decapoda, Penaeidae. Gene Ontology annotation, biological process: protein transport. The coding region runs from base 28 to 1686 and encodes 552 amino acids.
CCGUCGCCAGGCCCUGUACACUUGUCUAUGGCCUCCCCAACCAGUCCUUUAGUAGUAGCUGCCUGGACCUCUGGGGUGGUUUUCGUUUGUCAAUGUUUAAGGGUGUGGAGAACAGAGCGAAAAGAUGAGCAUAACACCUUCCUCUCCCGGCUGGUUCGACGUCGGCCGCGAGAAACCCUUCCAGCCAUCUACCCCGAACUUAAAACCCCCGUGACUGUUGACGUGUUGGAAGUGGGGUGGGUUAGCGCUUUCUUCACGCUUCUGGUCCCGUUUAUCCUUAUAUUGCCUGCGUUUGCGGGCUGUCGGAAAAAAAUUCUGGUAUUCAUCAGAGUCACUUUCUUCCUGCUACUCGGCCUCAGCAUAAUGUUGUGCAACUUCGGCCAGGACUGGGAGGUGGGGCAACUGACCACCAGGACCGCCUACCGUGCCGGAACAGCGCAGGAGAUCCGGGCAAAGGUCGGGGUGAGGCUCGGCUUGAGGUCUGUCAACAUCACUCUGAAAGCUGUUGAAAAACCCGAGGGUGAUUUAGCAGGAGAGAAAAUUGACUACAAUGAGAGAUUUUCCUGGACAUGGGCACAGGGCAGAGCUGGCUUUGGGCCUUUUGCGGGACAAAUACAACAGGACUUCAGGGCGGCUCAGCAAAGGGGCGUUCCAUAUCCGAUCCUGUGGGUGGCUGAAUAUUUUACGUAUGAUGGUGAAGGGUUUAGAUUCGGGCGUCACUAUCGCCUGUCUGGGUGGUACGCCCAUAUGUGUAUUUGGUUCGCCUUCCCCCUGUGGCUCUUGACGAUAAUUCUGGCCAAGAUAAACCUCAACUACGCUUCAAAGACGAUGAUACUGAUGGGCGUCUCCCUCACCUCCGCCGCUGUCAUAUGGGCGGCGCAUAGGAACCCCAUCGAACUGCAAGUGCCUUUUGAGGAUGAUAUUCUCACGACUCACUUCGGUGUUUAUUGGUAUCUGUGUCUGGCGGCUGGUCUCGUGUGCAUAGUGCUCGGCCUCGCGAUGUUUUUCCUCUCGGAUAAGUAUUACGAUGAACUAUCUUCGUUCUUCGGCAACAAUCCUUUGCAAUAUGUUGAGGAAGAGAUCGGUGAAGAGGAGACACAAGACAAACCAAAAUCAUCUAACGAAGUGGAAAUGGGAAGAAUGGAUAACCGCCAGCCAACUCUGAGAUACAGAACCCGAGCUCGAGGGACAAGCAUGUGGAAGGAGAAACCAUUGACAGUCAACCAGCCUCCUCGUCCUUUCUUGGGCCGUGUUGCCGAGAGUCACCAGAGAAACGUACCCGUGAACUACCAGCAACCACCGGCCGCCCAGGCCUUUGGCAACCAGGCAUACGACGACGACCAGGAAUACGACCAGAUUGACAACCAGGCCUACCAUCACCAAGGCUACAACCAGGGCUACCAACCGCGCACUCAGGGCUACCAACCGGGUACUCAGGGCUACCAACCGGGCACUCAGGGCUACCAACCGGGCACUCAGGGCUACCAACCGGGUACUCAGGGCUACCAACCGGGUACUCAGGACUACCCACCGACCCAGGGUUACCACACUCAGGGUUACGACCAGGGCUACGGACAAGGUUUCAACGACCCAGAGGACGAGGAAGAGCCUCUUUACUCCAACGUGGAGAGCUCGGCCAUGAAACCGCCUGUCGCGCCCCCACGCCCACCGAAGCCGAAGUACUAGGAGACAAAGUGCCAGUUGAGCGAAGAUCAUAACAAUAACAAUAACAUCUAUAACAACUGCAACAAUAACAUCUGUUAAAACCGCAACAAUAACAUCUAUUAAAACAGCAGCAGAAGUAAUAAUAUAUAUAUA